AUGGACUCCGAGCAUGUCGAAACCCUUCUGUUCAGCCUCCCAGGUUCUCAGGAAUCAUUUAACAACUUGUGGAGCGAAGAGUCUGACGACGAGAUGCUUGACGUUGCCAACGAUGAAUAUGACUCUGACGACGAUCUAUUCGAUGUUCCUGUGCAAGUAACAACAGACUCGUGGCAGCUUCUCAGCAGCCCAUUACUCACAGCAGCGGAAACCUCUGGGCUGCCACACGACGACCUGACAAUGUGCAAGAGUGGUGAUGCUUCGGCGAGCGACGAAGCGCUCCAUGUUAGAAUGGGUGGAAGAUCGCCGCGUGACAGGCACUGGGUUAUAUCCCGUCUUGAAGCCAUGCUGGAGCGGAUAGUUGAUGGUCUCCUUGAAGGGAGCGAAAAACUCACAUUCACCCUCAAGAGUCGAACUGGCAUCUCGAGAAGACAGCCGCAUGCGCGCGAUGAAUCUCACACGAUACCAGCCGCGAAAUCUCGUGAGAUAUCAUUCCCUGGCAGCACUGCGCAGGAAGCGUGGAAUUUCACUGUCCUUCUGCGCGUUAUCGAGCUCAUCCAUGGCGGCCUUGUCGAUAACACCAUCAUGACCAAAAGAGAUAUUUACUAUAAGCAUGCAGAUUUGUUUGUGAAGCAGGCAGUCGUUGAUCGAUGUGUGGAUGACCUUGCAUGCACUUUUAGCAUUUCAAGGUCUCAGCUCAACGUCACUGCUGCUGCCAAAGGUCUUGUUGCAGGACAUUUUACCAUAACCCGUAAGGAUGAAACGCAAGUGGAUGGCAUGAACGAUAAAGAAGGCAUGCUCGUUCCACACAUCGGGCAAGGGGACUGCUUGGACCUGACGCAACUUCACUGGAUCCUUGUUAUCGAGAAGGAGGCGACGUUUCGUUCGGUCCUCAGUACUAUCCAGUGGGGAAAGACGGAGUCAAAUGGCUUGGUCUUAACUGCAAAGGGAUAUCCUGACAUAGCUUCUCGAAGGUUCUUACGCCAGUUGGCCGACCAUGCACCCCAUAUACCAAUGUACGCCUUUGCAGAUUUGGACCCUGACGGCAUUGCUAUUGUUUCAACAUACAAACAUGGCUCGUACCGCCUUGCUCACGAAGACCUCGUGCUCAAGGAUGCACCAGCACUGAGCCUGCCGAACAUACGCUGGCUUGGUGUCAAGUGGCAUCACAUCAGCCGGACUCACACAACCAAAAGUGACACAGACAUGACUUCGAUGCCUGAACUCCAAGGUCUGAUGAGGUUGACGGCGCGCGACCGUAACAAGGCAGCUCGAAUGCUGGAGUGGGAUCUCUGUUCCGAAACAGGCCCAGAGCAAGAAUGGAGGCACGAAUUGCAGACGAUGCUUAUGCUAAACACCAAAGCUGAAAUGCAGAUCCUGGACGAGUUGGGGGGCGUAGCCUUGUUCUUGAGCAACGAGAUUGAUCGUACAAAGCAUUCAGGGGGUGCUGCGGCAGUGGAAAGGGCAUGCUCAGAAGAUGGCCUGCUCUUUUGA
Ascochyta rabiei is the source of this 1494-nucleotide messenger RNA. Its product is annotated as endodeoxyribonuclease. NCBI's taxonomy places the organism in Eukaryota, Fungi, Ascomycota, Dothideomycetes, Pleosporales, Didymellaceae. Gene Ontology annotation, cellular component: nuclear chromosome. Gene Ontology annotation, biological process: meiotic DNA double-strand break formation; meiotic DNA double-strand break processing; reciprocal meiotic recombination. The coding region runs from base 1 to 1494 and encodes 497 amino acids. Gene Ontology annotation, molecular function: DNA topoisomerase type II (double strand cut, ATP-hydrolyzing) activity; ATP binding; DNA binding. The record is from RefSeq and is a predicted model, not a curated record. The transcript has 8 exons.